Messenger RNA from Schistosoma curassoni, 615 nucleotides. NCBI's taxonomy places the organism in Eukaryota, Metazoa, Platyhelminthes, Trematoda, Strigeidida, Schistosomatidae. The record is from the annotation of a GenBank genome assembly.
AUGGUACAAGAAUUAAAACAAAGAAAUAUCCAUGUUCCAUUUGAAAUGUUUGAAAAUUUAACUUUGUUACAUUCUUAUAUACUUGCAAAGGAAAACAGCAAAGACUCACAUUCAAGUUCAAGUGGUGAUGUCGGAUUCCAUUCUUCACAACGAAAAUUCCAACUGAAAUACUCAAAUCAAAAAAGAAGUGAUAUUUAUACUAGAGGUUACCAAACAUUCCUCGGAAAACGUAGACGAGGCAGUAAAUCACAUGUGAAAACCAUAUUCAGAAAACGUUCUGGCUACGAUCACAAUGGUCAAAAGAAACGAAGUACCACAUUCGAAAGUUAUGGUGAGGCAGACAGUUUUGAUAGAAAGAAAAUACGUGAUGUGUUCGAUGUGAAUGGAUACAUUUCGGAGGGUCGGAAGCGUAGUAAACUCGGUGGAUACAUCCAAGAAGAACAACAUGCGUUUAUGUCAGGUGGACAUAAGUCGCAACUUUCUCGAAAUGAUAGGAGAUCUAGUGAGGGUGGGAGUCACUUCGUAAAUGAAAAACAUGAUCAAACAUCUAAUAAUCGUACUUUCGAAAGCAUUCAAAGGGAUUCAAACAGUACCCAAUUGCCACGUCGAAAAUGA